ACCAUAUUCUGUAUAAAGAGGGGUGUUGAUGAGACUGUCAAAACAGAUACACUUUGACAACUAGCAGAGAACUACAACACUGAGUACUACAUACACAGAACCCAACUAUUGUUCCCCCAAACAUGCCUGUCUUAGUCACGUCACCAUCAAGGGAACUGCCUUCACACAACAUGGACAUGGACGACAAGAGGAGAAAGCAGACAAAGGGAAGCGACUUGAAAUCCCGACUACAGCGCAGAUCUUCCCAAUCCCCCAACACUGAACGACUUAGCCCUGAGGAAAUUAUCCUGUGGUCCCAGUCUUUGGAGAGACUUCUCGCAUCGAAAUAUGGCAUGACAACAUUUCAAGCCUUCCUGAAGUCGGAGUUCAGUGACGAGAACAUUGAGUUCUGGCUGAUCUGUGAAGACUACAAAAAGAUCAAGUCGUCCUUCAGGCUGUCCUCCAGGACCAAGAAAAUCUACAAGACAUAUAUUGAAGCCGAGGCUCCAAAAGAGAUCAACAUUGACCACAAGACCAGAGAUCUCAUCAGGCGGAAUGUAAAGACGCCCACCACAGUUUGCUUCGACGAGGCCCAGAGGAUUGUGUACAGAUUGAUGGAGAAAGACUCCUACCCCAGGUUCCUCAGAUCCAACAUCUACAGGACCUUACUGGACUCUGCAUCAGACUACAUUAAGGUGUAAAUGAAUACCAACGGUAAAAACUGGACCGAGGCUUCCAACAAUGGACUGCAAUGUUAGACAACCAGGAAGGGUUUGCAAAUGGGAUUCAUAAGAAGAUGUGUUCAAAUGUGAAUUCUACUGGAUACACAGAUAAGAGGCCAAAGGGAAAGGCUGGAAGGAACGUACAGAAGCGACUUUGCUGGCAAUCCUUGUUGACAUUUGUGUCUUGUAGUCUAUGUACUUCCACUUGAAAGAGAAACACAACAGGGGCAGCAGCUAGUGGUUAAGAGCGUUGGGCCAGUAACUGAAAAGUCGCUGGUUUGAAUCCCUGAGUUGACUAGGUGAAAAAUCUUUCGAAGUGCCCUUAAGCAAUGUGCUUAACCCUAAUUGCUCCUGUGAGAUGCUCUGGAUAAGAGUGUCAGCUAAAUUAAUAACAUGUAAAUUGAACAUAUGACACAUAGAAAAGGAUUACAGAGAACAUAGAAAUAGAUUGUAUUUCUAUGACAGAGAUGGGGUGCUGGGGGAUUACCUUGCAGAGUAUGUGAUAGUUAGGGACUUUCUGUGUCUUGGGGAUGUUUUCAAUGAUGCAUAUUAUGUAGCAUGUUCACAGCCAGAGCAGUAACUGUAUGAGCAGGUAUCUGCAGUUGAUCAGUGGAGUUAUUUGAUGAGAUAUUAGAUAAGAUUAUCUACUAAGUGUGUAUUUUAAAACCAAUACAAGUUUAGAAUAGGAUAUGUUUUCACUCUGACACCACGCCAUGAGGCAUGUAAGCUGAAAAAAUGAUAUCAUGUUGGAGAAUUAAUAUGUGAAGGAAUGACAAUGUAAACAUGUUGUUGUUGCACUGUAUAUAAUGUAAAAAAAAAAUUAAAUAAAAGAUUUCCAACAUAA
This is a messenger RNA of Salmo salar (Atlantic salmon), 1545 nucleotides long. RefSeq names its product regulator of G-protein signaling 21. The record is from RefSeq and is a predicted model, not a curated record. NCBI's taxonomy places the organism in Eukaryota, Metazoa, Chordata, Actinopteri, Salmoniformes, Salmonidae.